This is a messenger RNA of Striga asiatica, 300 nucleotides long. Lineage: Eukaryota; Viridiplantae; Streptophyta; Magnoliopsida; Lamiales; Orobanchaceae. The record is from the annotation of a GenBank genome assembly.
AUGCUGCUGUUGGCCACGCCUGUGCGCGAUUGUGGCCUGCCGGCGCCCGCCUGUCCGGCCACCUUGCUGGAACGUCUUCGUCGAUCUGGAGUAGUAUCCUCUUCUCCUCAUGCUGUCACGAGUGCCACUGCCGCCAAUCGCACCUCUUUCACACUGCCGGGCCGGGCAACCGUGCACUCAUGUCAGGCGAGCAUCAACCUUCGAGAGCCUCCGUCAGUCAGGGCCUCGUGCGUUGCGCCGCCGCUCGUAGCCACGCCGAACUGGACCUUAAUGGAUCCGAAAUCGAAAGAUAAUUUCUAA